AUGAUCCAACGAGAAAAAGAAGUUUUACGAGAGUUUGAUAUUGAGCCUGCUCGAUUUCGGAAAUUUUCACAAUGUGUUAAAACUAAUCAACAUUUUGAAACGACAAAGACAUUGGGAUAUUUUACAAGGAUGUCGUUCACUUCAUCGUUCGUCACACUCGAUGGAAUCGAGUUUAAAAUCUCAGAUGUUCUGGAUCCCCCAAAAAUUGAGGAAUUAUCAUCCGAUUUUCGAAUGAAAGAUCCAACUAAUCUUCUUCUUCAAAGUGAGUAUGACUUCAGCAAAGAGCGAAAUGUUUUAUCAAGAAUUGAAGAGAGGCGAACUUCGGAAAGAAAAAUGGCCGAACAAGAAGAGAAAAGAAGACAGCAGUCUUUGAAAAGGAGAGCUGAUCUAGAGAAACAAAAAAUGGAAAAAAUGAUCGAGAGGCAGCGAGAAGUUUUGCAGAGACAAAGAGAAUUAUUCCUGGAACAGAAGAGAAGGCAGCAAGAGAACAAAGAAAAUGGUGCAACAACACCAGACAGAAAUAGUCCGAACCAAGAUCGGGAAUCGCCGACUUUGGACAAUGCUUCAGAAGACAAACCACCGCCUCUGCCUCCUAAAAAUCCAUUUUCACAAGUUGGGAACACAUCUAUUCUGACUCCACUGCCAGCAGCAAGAAAAACCCUAGUUUCAUCACCUUCGCAUCAAGCCAGAUUAAACCAGGCACAACCAGUUUUAUCCGGUCAAAACCAGAUCUGGGUAGAUUUUGAAGAUAAGGAACAGGAUCCUUUUACAAACAUGGAAUUAAAGACUAUUGAUGAUAUGGCUGAACUACAGACUGUUCUUUCAAACAUUAAGAUUGAGCCCCCAGCACGAAACACCGAUUUCACUUUGCCAUCCUAUGAGGAGGCAACAACAUCAAAUUAUCCUACAAUUGAAGAUGGCCAUGAAUCUCUGGAUAACGAUACACAAGAGGGCACUGAAGAUGCAAAAUUGUCAUUGACAAACCCGUUUUUAUCUGAUAUUGCGGAAAUAUCUUCAAAAUUGAAGACGAUUGUUAAAUCAGACAACGAGAGCCCAAGAUCUUCGUCAUCUGAAGAAACACGAGAUUGUGAAAAUGUGGAAAUUAAACGUACACAAGAUGGCACCUCUUCACCAGAAUUCACUUUGCCUAAAAACACAGCUGGUUUGUACGAGAACGUUAGCUUGUCAGAGGUUAAUGAAAUCGCUACAAAGCUCAAUCGGCCCACAAUGAGGUCGCCAACAAGUGAGACAAGUUCAGUCUAUGAGUUUGCGAAAGAUCCCGUAUCCCCAAAUGAGGAAAGAUCUCCUCUCCAAAUUCAAUUUGAGCGAAAAAUGUCUCAAAAGGGGGUCGGAUCUCCCCCAGCAGAUCCAACUGCAGUAUAUUCUUCAAUAGUAAGGCCCACAUCAAGAGCAGCAAAAUCACCUGAACCAGUUCCAUCUAGUCAAAGCCAGUCAGUUGCAGUACCAACUGGUAUACCCCAGUCAAAGCAAUCCACUGAAAUGACAAUAAACCCAAUAUUAUCAAGGUCAACUAUGCCCAAGCCAGAACAACCUGGAACAGGUAUUUUAAGCCAAGGGCAGAUCAAUCCAGUUUUAACUGGUUCUAACCGCCCUUUUCAAGGAACAAAAUUAUUGCCUGUAAGUUUUGGUGCUGUCUCUAGUUCAAUAAGUGCGACUGUGCUGCCCCCUAUUUCAUCGAGCAACACCCAAGCAGGUGGUGCUGGGAAUUAUGUAAACAUAACCCCUGGGUCUAUUUCUGACCCCAAUUUGGGUCAAACUACGGUACAAGAUCCCCCAAACCCACCCGUCCCACCUCGUGACCGAACAGGGGCAUCUGCACGUUUACCCCCCAUACCAGCAAAAAUUCAACCAUCUACUGUUACAGCCUCUUCAAACGGUACCCAAUCAAACUUACCCCAAACCGGACAUAGCCAUUUGUACCCCCCUUACGCUCUCCCUAAUUCAACCGGCCCCAGCGUAACACUCAACUCCACGACAAAUGUUGUCGGGUUCACAAAUACAAAACCAGCAGUUUCGAGACCGACUCCUCCUCCCCCAAGAAAAACCCAGAAUGGCCCCAAUACGUCAUCGUCGACCCCUGAGAUAAGUUUUAUUGCAAAAUCACGUCAGGAUCGAGCAAAGUUUGAAGAAACAAUCAACAAGGCAUUGAGCAGUUUGCCGAAAAAUCCAAAACCAGUUAAAAUAAAUAAACCUACAUCUCAGCCUUCAUCUGUGAAUCAUACAGCAUCUGCAAAACCAAGAACUCCAUCGCCUAAUUCUCUCCUUCUUGCUGCUCUGUCUUCAGAAGAACGUGAGUUCGUCCAAUCAGUGACCUCUAUGGGAUUUGAUACAGAGGCUACGAUCCGUGCAAUGCAGAAGUAUGGGCUUGACGCUAAGGAGGUUGUCGAUCAUCUGUGUGACGUGCAGCGCAUCGUUGAACAAGGUUUUUCAACAAGAAUGGUGCAAGAUGCGUUGGAAAUGUUUCAGAACGACGGUAAAGAGGUUGUCAAAUAUCUUCAACAAGCCGGUCAACUGAUGGACAUGGGAUUCAAAGAGGAAGACGUUCGUCAAGCAUUGAAGAAUAGCAAGAACGAUCAGGCUUUAGCAAUUGAUCAAUUAAUGGGACAAACAUGACACAAGCCAGCUUCGAUAUUCUACGUAGUGUUGGGGAACGAAUAUCCAUCAAAGACUUGGGUCAUCAAAUAAACUGACCUUUUCCUGUCCCCCCCCCUUCUCGCACUCACCAAUAAAAGUAUUUUGGUUACUUCCGAAGUAUGUGAACCAAGAUGGAGGACACUGUAACGUAGUAUGUAUACCAGGUUAGGGUUUUGCCAUAAUUUUAUUUUAAUUUUCUCUAUUUUAGUUCUAUUACGAGUUCUGGGACUAGCCAAGUGACUCUCGUAGUAUUUGUACCUGAAAUUAUGGCCUUCACACAUACUACGUUUCGGUGUCCGCCAUCUUGGUCCACAUAAGUUUACCCAAGAAGUAUCCAAUUUUGUUUAUGUGGCCCAUUCAUCUACUGAAUACUCACACAGACAAAGUAUUUGUUUUGCUAAUAUAUUAGUUCUCAUGAUAUUAGUUUGGGGGAGGGUUAUCUGGAAAAGGUUCAAGUUAACACCCGUGAUUUACUUGACUUUGGAUGGCACAUGACUUGUAUCAUUGGAAGUAAAUGCGUCGUAAAAUUGAAAACCUUUGGGAUAAGUAGAUGCAGUGCUAGGGAGAUGCCUAUAACCCCAACUCGAACUCUCAAAUUUUGACAUAGGAGAUUUGAUCGUUAUCGCGUAGUUAUGGUAACUAUGACUCCCAGAUGAGCUCAUUUUGAGAAACCCUGCCCUAACCUUUAACCUGCCAACCACCAGUCACUGGACUAGCUUCUCUAUCAGUUCACUUAUUUAAUAAUUUUUUUUUCAUGACUGAUACCUAUUCAUUAGCUUAAGCUUCAUUAUAUAUUGUUUGCCUAUUGUAUUGCAAUGUAUGUAUUUAUGCACUUUCACAUGCUAUAUUGUGUAAUAUAAUUUCGUUGUUUC
Messenger RNA from Styela clava, 3527 nucleotides. RefSeq lists its product as uncharacterized. Gene Ontology annotation, molecular function: ubiquitin binding. Gene Ontology annotation, biological process: ubiquitin-dependent protein catabolic process via the multivesicular body sorting pathway. The record is from RefSeq and is a predicted model, not a curated record. Gene Ontology annotation, cellular component: ESCRT I complex. NCBI's taxonomy places the organism in Eukaryota, Metazoa, Chordata, Ascidiacea, Stolidobranchia, Styelidae.